Messenger RNA from Diospyros lotus (date-plum), 2877 nucleotides. Its product is annotated as protein ACCELERATED CELL DEATH 6-like. The transcript is spliced from 8 exons. The record is from RefSeq and is a predicted model, not a curated record. Gene Ontology annotation, molecular function: protein binding. Bases 343 to 2643 code for a protein of 766 amino acids. Lineage: Eukaryota; Viridiplantae; Streptophyta; Magnoliopsida; Ericales; Ebenaceae.
GAUUAAACUGCUUGCUCUAAGAAUACAUAAUAAAACAAAGGGUACGUGAUUCAUGUGGUGGUUGUGGAAGAAUCUCUAUACAUACUUAAUACAGCUUGCAGAUAUCAAAUCCCCAUCGCUGACGAAGCAAGCUUUUGCUUUCUGAUGACCAAAUUAGCCCACCAAGCUAUAUGUAACAAGAUAUCGUCCAAUCGAUCUCGGAAAAGAGGCCUUCACUGACUACUUUUGCAAAGCUACUUUGACGAUACUGAUUCCUCAUUCGGAUCGGUAUGUGUGUGUGUGUGUGUGUGUGUGUGUGUGUUGAAGGUUUGAGAGAUUAGUUUUGGGAACAUUAAUUCAUCAAUGGCAACCUCAAGCUCUUUCUCCUCGUCAAUGUUAACCUCGGCGAGCUCUUUCUCCUCCGACGUGUACCCGUAUCCCGUCGAUGUCAACGUGGAGGACUUCGUUCACAUCAAGCUGUCCGGAACGAACUACUUCGUAUGGCGAAAGAUGAUGCUCGAUUUUCUCGAGAGGCAGUAUCUGAUCGGCUUCAUCAACGGCAUGAUCAAACCGCCGCCGGCGUUGAUCGCCGUCGACGAACAAUCCGAUUGCCGCGGCAAGGAGAUUGAGAAUCCUGACCACAUUUCCUGGAAAAGAUCUGACGAACUGGUACAGAAAUGGUUACGGAGCACGAUCCAAGACGAUAUGCUCCGCACUAAUGUGGCGCACCUUAAAACCGCUUUCGCUAUCUGGCGGGUUUUGGAGGAUACAUUUUUUAAUCCUUUCGCCGAUUUUAUGGAUUAUGAGCUGAUGAUGGGAGAAACAAGCCGUAGAGAAGCAGGGAUCAAUCUAAGCCAUUACUUCCCAUUGUACCAAGCGGUGCAAGAGGGCGACUGGGAGCGUGUGAAGAAAUUCCUAGAAGAAGAACCCGAUGCAAUCAAGGCCCGAAUCAAUACGUCCUUACAAACGCCACUACUGGUAGCGGUGAAGUCCCCGCACAGGAACAAAGUUGUGAAGGGGCUCUUGGAGAGGAUGUCGGAAGAGGAUCUGGAGCAGUUUGAACACGGGACAGACGCGACAGUCUUACACAAGGCAGUGGCUGCUGGGAAUAUAGAGGCAGCAAAGAUGUUGGUGAACAAGAACCCUCGCUUGCCUUAUAUCUGUGGUGAUUCCGGCGUUGUACCUCUACGUACAGCUGCUCGUAGGGCCAAUAGAGAGAUGGUAUCUUACUUAUGGAGUGUCACCAAAGAAGACAUUGAUCCUAGGCCCUUCAUCGAUAAAUUAGGCUUCAAGCUCAUCGACUCUCUAAUUAUCGGUGGACUUUAUGACAUUGCUUUAACAUUGAUUCGGAGACAUCCAGAUUUAGCUGUUAGGGAUUCGCGUCUUCUCGACAAAAUGGCGCUCAAGUCUUCUGCCUUCCCAAGCGGACUAGCCCUCAACUUCUACCAGCGCUUCAUCUACUCCUAUGUUCCUACCAAGUUGGAGAACUCAGAGAAGUUGGAGAAGCAACAAUGUGGAGGAGACAUAGAAAGUCCUGCCCAGUGCUCUACUCCCGUUAAGCUGAGAAUGAGAUUGCAGGCAAUGUUAUGGAAGGUUGCUGAAAUAUUUGUGCCGCAAAUCAAGCGUGUUCGAGAGAAGAAACAAGAAAAUCAGUAUGCUGUUGAGCUUGUCAAGCUUCUUUGCACGGAAGUGGGGAAGCUGGAUCACUUGAAAGCUUUCGACAUGCUUAAGGUGCCACUAGCCACGUCAGCGUGCGUGGGUAUCCGAGAAGUCGUCGAAGAAAUUCUGCACACGAUUCCAGGUUCAACUCGUCUAAGAUUAGAAGACAAAUCUGUCUUCCAACUGGCAGUUUUGUACCGUCGCGAACAAGUCUUCAACCUCAUCUACCAGUAUGUGGGAUCAACAUUUACACAAUUAUCGCAGUCGGAUAUAAUGGGAAACAAUGGCCUCCACAUGGCUGGAUAUUUGUAUCCUCAACAGCUACUCAACCUGCGAUCUGGUGCUGCUGGGGCAGCCUUUCAAAUGCAACUCGAAUUACAAUGGUUUAAGGAGGUUGAAAAAUUUGUUCUACCACAAGCCAAAGAAGAGAGAAAUUAUCUCGGACAAACACCUGCAGAGGCCUUCACCGAGACACACAAGAUCUUGGUGAAAGAAGGAGAGCAGUGGAUGAAAGAUGCCGCCAAUUCAUGCACAAUUGUAGCUGCGCUUGUGGCCACCGUCGCCUUUGCAGCUGCCAUCACUGUGCCAGGUGGAAACAACGGUGUCACUGGGCAACCACUUUUCUCCAAAGAAACAGCCUUUGCAAUCUUUGCCAUCGCUGAUGCCCUUGCUCUUUUCUCCUCCUCUUCCUCCUUGUUAAUGUUCUUGUCUAUUCUCACUUCUCGUUAUGCCGAAGAGGAUUUUCUAUAUGCAUUGCCCAAUAGACUAAUCAUCGGCCUUAUAACUCUCUUCCUCUCCAUAUUAUCCAUGAUGGCAGCCUUUGUCUCCACUCUUUAUCUUGUUUUUGCAGCUAAAGACACGUGGAUUCUCAUUCCUGUAGUCGUAUUGGCCUGUCUACCUGUUACUUUGUUUGUAUCAUUGCAAUUUCCCCUUCUCAUUGAUAUGAUCAUAUCCACAUAUGGUCCAGGAAUUUUUGGUAAGCAAAGCAACCGUUACAUCACAUAGACAAAGUUGAAGGCUUUAGGAGUAUUAAUGUGUGUAAUAAUAAUUAAACUUGGUCUGUGUUGAACCCUUUUUAAGUAUUGGGGUACUCUCAAAUGUUUGGUCUUGGUAAAAUAUAUUGGGGUCGUAUUCUUAUUGUCAAUGGAGUGCUCAAUAAACUCCAUAGAGUUAUGGAGACCUGAAAAUUGUACUCAUGUUGAUAGUUGAAAGAAUAUUGAUAACUAAAUAGAACUCUUA